Molecule: messenger RNA, 692 nt
Organism: Calidris pugnax (ruff)
Lineage: Eukaryota; Metazoa; Chordata; Aves; Charadriiformes; Scolopacidae
Gene: NDUFS7
Product: NADH:ubiquinone oxidoreductase core subunit S7
Exons: 6
Biological process (GO): aerobic respiration; mitochondrial respiratory chain complex I assembly; electron transport coupled proton transport
Molecular function (GO): 4 iron, 4 sulfur cluster binding; quinone binding; NADH dehydrogenase (ubiquinone) activity
Source: RefSeq, a predicted model, not a curated record
CACACGCGGCUGCUCCAUCAGACGCCGGCGGCCGAACGCGCCGACAGCUCUGUCCAAGUCCAGCAGAAGAGCUCUGCUGUUGUCCAGAAGAAGUCCUACGUCCCCGCGAGCAGGGGCGAGUACAUCGUCACCAAACUCGAUGACCUCAUCAACUGGGCACGAAGGAGCUCCCUGUGGCCCAUGACCUUCGGGCUGGCGUGCUGCGCCGUGGAGAUGAUGCACAUGGCAGCCCCUCGCUACGACAUGGACCGCUUCGGGGUGGUGUUUCGAGCCAGCCCCCGGCAAGCGGACGUCAUGAUCGUGGCCGGCACCUUAACGAACAAAAUGGCCCCAGCGCUUCGGAAGGUCUACGACCAGAUGCCGGAGCCACGCUACGUGGUCUCCAUGGGGAGCUGCGCCAACGGCGGGGGCUACUACCACUACUCCUACUCCGUGGUGAGGGGCUGCGACCGCAUCGUGCCCGUGGACAUCUACGUGCCAGGUUGCCCACCCACCGCGGAAGCUUUGCUGUACGGAAUCCUGCAGCUUCAGAAGAAGAUCAAACGGGAGAAGAAGAUCCAGAUCUGGUACAGGAAAUAGCCUUUUAUUUAUGCCCCAGCCCCUCACUGCCCCACCGGGCGCCCGCUCGCACCGUACGCACAAGAAACCUGUGUUCUCACGAGCCUUCAAUAAAACUCCACCUGGUUCAGAGA